AUGGGUCAGUCGCAUUCCAAGGGCAAUUCCGGCCCUGGCGAUUCUCUGCAAUCCUAUCCAUCCUUCUCUCGCUCCGAAACCAAGGAGUCUCUCCGUUCCCUCCGUGGCUCAAUCAAGUCCAAGAUCCGUAGCAGCGACAGUCCCCGAGGAUCAACUGCAGGUUUGGCAGAUGACAAGUCUGAUGCAGGAUCAAUCAAGUCGACAACUAGCAGACGCAGUUCCACCAACCCAAAUGCCCAGUCGACUGAUGAUAUCGCUUCGCAAAUCGAUGCUCCCGAGCCACCUCCCUCACCCUCCCUGUCGAACAGCUUAAAACGGGGUCAUAAAGAUGUCACUGCGAUGCAGCAGAGUGGCGAAGUCGACCAUGUGUCCGAUGUGCCUCCCACCGGUGCUGCGCUGUCGGCACCGUCAUCGCACAAAGUCGGCGAGUCGAUUCUCAUCAAGCGGGAGAAUCAAUUGAAUCCGAUUUUGGACUUCAUCAUGAAUCCUCCUGUCGAGACAUCGGGGUCUCCGGGUAUGGGAAUGGGUGCAUUGAAGUCCAUCGAUCUGGAUGACAUGAUCUCACGCCUCCUCGAUGCUGGCUAUUCCACCAAGGUCACGAAGACCGUGUGCCUCAAAAAUGCCGAGAUCAUGGCGAUCUGUUCUGCAGCACGAGAGCUUUUUCUCUCCCAGCCUGCCUUGCUUGAGCUGUCAGCCCCCGUAAAAAUUGUCGGAGAUGUCCAUGGUCAAUAUACGGAUCUGAUCAGACUCUUCGAGAUGUGCGGGUUUCCACCUGCUUCAAACUAUCUCUUCUUGGGCGACUAUGUCGACCGCGGCAAGCAGAGCUUGGAGACAAUUCUCCUCCUCCUUUGUUACAAGCUCAAGUUCCCUGAGAACUUCUUCCUUCUCCGUGGCAACCAUGAAUGUGCCAAUGUCACGCGUGUUUAUGGAUUCUAUGACGAGUGUAAGCGGCGGUGCAACAUCAAAAUCUGGAAGACCUUCAUUGAUACUUUCAACUGCCUUCCCAUUGCUGCUACUGUUGCUGGCAAGAUUUUCUGUGUGCAUGGUGGACUUUCGCCCAGUCUCUCUCAUAUGGAUGAUAUCCGGGGCAUCGCCAGGCCAACCGAUGUUCCCGACUACGGUUUGCUGAAUGAUCUUUUGUGGAGUGACCCGGCAGACAUGGAAGAAGACUGGGAACCCAAUGAACGGGGUGUCAGCUAUUGCUUCGGGAAGAAGGUGAUCAUGAACUUCCUGCAGCGCCAUGACUUUGAUUUGGUCUGCCGCGCGCACAUGGUGGUCGAGGACGGGUACGAAUUUUAUCAAGACCGUAUCUUGGUGACAGUCUUUUCAGCACCUAACUACUGUGGCGAAUUCGAUAACUGGGGCGCCAUUAUGUCGGUUUCCGGGGAGUUACUCUGUAGCUUCGAGCUACUGAAACCACUCGACUCCACGGCCCUGAAGAACCAUAUUAAGAAGGGCAGGAAAGAGCGGAAUAGCAUGCUAGCCAGUCCUCCCGCUCAUGUGUCGGCGCAAAGUUAUUAA
Molecule: messenger RNA, 1521 nt
Organism: Aspergillus clavatus NRRL 1
Lineage: Eukaryota; Fungi; Ascomycota; Eurotiomycetes; Eurotiales; Aspergillaceae
Gene: phzA
Product: putative serine/threonine protein phosphatase
Exons: 3
Coding region: 1-1521 (506 amino acids)
Cellular component (GO): cytoplasm; nucleus
Molecular function (GO): protein serine/threonine phosphatase activity
Source: RefSeq, a predicted model, not a curated record